AUGAAAGUCGACACCUUUACCAUUGAUACGCACUCGUCUGGUAAACCGCUCAGUUGUGCAGCGAAGCGGUAUCGGCCACAUGGGGCUUCUUCCAAGGAACGACCUGCACCUGGGCAUAUCCUAAUAUUCACCCACGGCACUGGGUUCCAUAAGGAGCACUGGGAAGUCCCAAUCCUACGGCUGUUCGCUCAUAGCAAGUCGGGCGAAACGAGGGUCUCGGAGGCGUGGUCGAUUGAUUGGCAGACUCACGGUGAUUCUGCAGCGUUGAACGAAGCGGUGAUCGAGGCGCCGGAAUUUGUGUUUUCUGAAUUUGAUUACGCUGAAGCCUGCGCGAACCUAUAUAGGACAUUUCUGCUCGAGAAUAUCGAGAAAGGCUUGAACAAAGUGGUGCUCUUGGGACAUUCAGCUGGUGCUGCGUCUGCCUCCCUAGCAACAAUGUUUUGUGACCACCCGCUCUUCGAAGCCUUCAUUUUCGUAGAGCCGACAAUAUGGCCUGCUGAGAUGGCUGGUGUGGAUGCACCUGUGUACAAGUACGUCAAACGGGGGAUCCUCACUCGGAGGGAUCACUGGCCCACCAAGGCGGAGGCUAAGCGCUACUUUGAAGGCCGUGCGCCGUGGAGCUAUUGGGACUCGAGGAUCCGGGAGAUAUAUAUCGAGUACGGCCUGAAACCCGAUCUAGUCAGAGGUGGCUGGACACUCAAGUGCGCGCCGAAACAUGAACUAGCGCCGUUCGCGAAUGAUCAGAAGGCGGUGGAUGUCCUUCCCGAACUGAACAAGACGAUCAAGGUUGUGCCCAUACAUUUAAUCUAUGGAGGGCGGAACGAUAUGUUUUCACGGAAAAAACAAGACUCUUUACUGGGCGGUGGCCGCAACUUUGCGUCAGUGACGAGAAUCCCGGAUGCGGGCCAUUUGGUCGUGCAGGAGGCGCCGGAUGAGGUGGCGGAUGUGUUGUUUGGGAUAUUGAGGAAGUUGGAUAGGGGGGCUGGACAGUUUGAGGUUCAGGCGAAGCUGUGA
This is a messenger RNA of Guyanagaster necrorhizus, 1014 nucleotides long. RefSeq names its product alpha/beta-hydrolase. The coding region runs from base 1 to 1014 and encodes 337 amino acids. The transcript has 7 exons. Lineage: Eukaryota; Fungi; Basidiomycota; Agaricomycetes; Agaricales; Physalacriaceae. The record is from RefSeq and is a predicted model, not a curated record.